AUGUUAGAUUCAAGUAGUCAAAUCGUGAACUUGCAACAUUCGUCCGUGCCUGCUUUUCAUUUAAAGCUACUCCCAAAUUCUGGAUCCGGAGUAAAACUUUACGGCCUAAAAGCACGCUGCCGCACGGUUGCAUUCCUCGAUGCGUCAGGUAAAUUACCACCUGGAAUUACCGGCGGAGAUUUGACAUGGGUCGGAAGUUACGAGCUGUGCAAUUCCAUUCACGUCGAGCAAAAUGGAUCUGUUGUCAAUGGACGCUACUGCAACAUCAGGAUCCCGGUGUCCAUUCGCGAUCCAGAUAUUGUGAUACCAAUUGGAAUCAGCUUUGGUAUCUGCCUGCCGUCGGGUUGUGACACACCAGAGCUGCUGAAAAUUGCAAGUACAGCGUUGCAACUAGCAGGCGUCAAACUAGAUGUGGACUACUCAUUCUGUCAUUCGCACAAAGAAGAACAGAAGACAGAUGGAUACUUUAAGCUGGCCAUUCUCAUCACUGUCAUUGUUACUGGACUGGUUAUGGCUGGAUCAGUUUUGGAAAUCGCUUUAUACUGGAAAUGGAAUUCUGCACCCUCGUACCAAUUGCUUGAGGACAGGGAGAAUUCAGAGCUUGAAAGAGGUUUGGUGACCGAUGAGGGAUCUGAAAUACGAAGUACUUCAUGCAGUGAGCUAUCUCGAGAUCGCAAUGAUCAGCAGAUCGGGUAUAAAAGUUCCUAUGAAAUUUAUAGGGAAAGUUUCGCAUUGAAAUACUACUUUUAUGGAGGUAGUCUGGUCGCAUUCUCUCUUCCUUGGAAUCUACGGAAAUUGUGGUGUGCAACAGGUCCCACACACGUGGACCAAAACGGACAAGUGAAGCAACACCCGUUGUCAGCAUUGAAUGGAAUUCGUGCCAUUACGUUGACGUGGAUCGUAGGUCUGCUCUCAUGUUACGUACUUAUGCCGGAAUAUAAGAAAGCCAAGACAACGUGCAGAAAGUUAUUCUUCUGGCUGGAUUAUAGCCUCCAUCGUUUCAUCAGGAUUGCUCCCAGUUGGUUCUUUGUUACCAUACUGUUUAUUGGCUUAUUUCCAUAUCUAACCGAUGGGCCACUGUAUCCGCAACACCCCAGAGCAAAUACUGAGCUUGUGGUUUGCAGAGAUCAUUGGUGGAUCACGUUUCUAAACAACUGGUUGAAAAUGGAUAAACCGUGCAUGUUGUGGACUUGGUAUCUGUCCAACGAUUACCAAUUUAGUGUGAUCCUGACCCCAAUCUUCAUCAUCCUCUUGGCAGUGCACUGGAUGCUGGGCAUUCUGUUUGCAGUUGGCCUAGUCAUCAGUGCGGCCAUUGCCUCGUUUGUCCUCACAUACAAAUAUGAAUACGGACCAUCGCCAGUUCCACCGGUGGCUUUCAGCCAUUUAUAUGGUGUGCCGUACACAAGAUGGGGAAGCUACGCUUUGGGGAUGAUCACAGCCUGGCUGAUGCUUGAGAGACCAAUCAAUGUGAAGAACUGGUCCAUCUUGAAACGUUGCUUGGUUUCUCUGUCCGCAAGUCUGAUUGCUGCUGUGUUCAACUUGAGCACUCUAUUCGGAUUGGUCAAUUACUUCGCUGGGGAUCCACCGUCAAUGCGCAACUCUGCAGCCGCAUUAUAUGCUGCUCUCUCGAGGCCUGUGUGGACACUUGGAAUCAGCAUUGCCAUAUACCAGUGUGCCUUUCAGUUAACUCCUGUUGUCAACGCGAUAUUGUGCUUCCGCGGUUUCGUUAUUCCAGCCAAACUGACCUAUUGUGCAUACCUCAUUCACCCAGUGGUCAUUAUGUACUUCCAGCUGUCGUCCAAACGAACACAAAGUUACGAUUAUUCGUACCUCUUUUCCAGUUUUGCUGCCACUUGGACAAUCUCGUAUCUAAUGGCCAUCGCUAUUUCUAUGUGCACCGAAGUUCCAAUGCUGCAACUGGACACUUUACUGAGGCGCAAGAUAAAGGCAUCCAGGGUGGGGACAACUCAAACAUGAGUGAGGCCUGUAGCCUCGCAAGAUUGUGUGCAUCAAAACCGCUGUUUGACUUACAACUUGCACUUUUAUGCUUGCAUCAAUGAGCAAGAUGUUUUUGAUAAUUGUGAUCAAGUUAUUUUGCUACAUACUUCUUAUCAAUCGUACCUGGACAUAGCUCACUUGCACACAACACAAUCUCCCAACAAAAUAUUGUUGAUUUUAGAAACAUACCGCGCAUUUUGAAAUAAAACAUGGCGUACCAUCCAG
Molecule: messenger RNA, 2223 nt
Organism: Dicrocoelium dendriticum
Lineage: Eukaryota; Metazoa; Platyhelminthes; Trematoda; Plagiorchiida; Dicrocoeliidae
Source: the annotation of a GenBank genome assembly